Messenger RNA from Talpa occidentalis (Iberian mole), 2833 nucleotides. RefSeq names its product potassium voltage-gated channel subfamily Q member 3 (gene KCNQ3). NCBI's taxonomy places the organism in Eukaryota, Metazoa, Chordata, Mammalia, Eulipotyphla, Talpidae. Gene Ontology annotation, biological process: potassium ion transport; transmembrane transport. Gene Ontology annotation, cellular component: membrane. The record is from RefSeq and is a predicted model, not a curated record. Gene Ontology annotation, molecular function: voltage-gated potassium channel activity.
GCGGCGCCGCGGCAGAUGGGGCUCAAGGCGCGCAGGGCGGCGGGCGCGGGCGGCGCGGGCGGCGCGGGCGGCGGGGCGGCUGACCCCGGGGGGGACGCGGCGGCCGCCGGCGACGAGGAGCGCAGAGCGGGGCUGGCGCCCGGCGACGGGGAGCAAGUCACCUUGGCGCUCGGGGCCGGCGCCGACAAGGACGGGACCCUGCUGCUGGAGGGCGGCGGCCGCGACGAGGGGCAGCGCCGGACCCCGCAGGGCCUCGGGCUCCUGGCGAAGACGCCGCUGAGCCGCCCGGCCAAGCGGAACCACGCCAGGUACCGGCGCGUCCAAACUUUGAUCUACGACGCCCUGGAGAGGCCGCGGGGCUGGGCGCUCCUCUACCACGCGCUGGUGUUCCUCAUUGUCCUGGGAUGCUUGAUCCUGGCUGUCCUGACCACGUUCAAGGAGUACGAGACCGUUUCGGGAGACUGGCUUCUGUUACUGGAGACAUUCGCUAUUUUCAUCUUUGGAGCCGAGUUUGCUCUGAGAAUCUGGGCCGCCGGGUGUUGCUGCCGAUACAAAGGCUGGCGAGGAAGGCUGAAAUUUGCCAGGAAGCCCCUGUGCAUGCUGGACAUCUUCGUGCUGAUUGCCUCGGUGCCCGUGGUUGCCGUGGGAAACCAGGGCAAUGUCUUGGCCACCUCCCUGCGGAGCCUGCGCUUUCUGCAGAUCCUGCGCAUGCUGCGGAUGGACCGGAGGGGCGGCACCUGGAAGCUCCUGGGCUCAGCCAUCUGUGCCCACAGCAAAGAGCUGAUCACUGCCUGGUACAUCGGGUUCCUGACGCUCAUCCUUUCUUCGUUUCUUGUCUACCUGGUGGAGAAAGAUGUGCCAGAGGUGGAUGCACAGGGAGAGGAGAUGAAGGAGGAGUUUGAGACCUAUGCAGACGCCCUUUGGUGGGGCCUGAUCACGCUGGCCACCAUUGGCUACGGCGACAAGACGCCCAAGACCUGGGAAGGCCGUCUGAUCGCAGCCACCUUUUCCUUAAUCGGCGUCUCCUUUUUCGCCCUCCCAGCGGGCAUCCUGGGGUCCGGGCUGGCACUCAAGGUGCAGGAGCAGCACCGUCAGAAGCACUUUGAGAAAAGGAGAAAGCCAGCUGCUGAGCUUAUUCAGGCUGCCUGGAGGUACUAUGCUACCAACCCCAACAGGCUGGACCUCGUGGCGACGUGGAGGUUCUAUGAAUCAAUCGUCUCCUUUCCAUUCUUCAGGAAAGAACAACUGGAAACAGCCACCAGCCAAAAGCUGGGUCUCUUGGAUCGGGUUCGCCUUUCUAAUCCUCGUGGUAGCAAUACUAAAGGAAAGCUAUUUACCCCUCUGAAUGUAGAUGCCAUAGAAGAAAGUCCUUCUAAAGAACCAAAGCCUGUUGGCUUAAACAAUAAAGAACGCUUCCGCACGGCCUUCCGCAUGAAAGCCUACGCUUUCUGGCAGAGUUCUGAAGAUGCUGGGACAGGCGAGCCCAUGGGGGACGACAGGGGCUAUGGAAACGACUUCCUCAUGGAAGACAUGAUCCCCACCCUGAAGGCCGCCAUCCGAGCUGUCAGAAUUCUACAAUUCCGUCUCUAUAAAAAAAAAUUCAAGGAGACAUUGAGGCCUUACGACGUGAAGGACGUGAUUGAGCAGUAUUCUGCAGGCCACCUCGACAUGCUUUCCAGGAUAAAGUACCUUCAGACAAGAAUAGAUAUGAUCUUCACCCCUGGGCCGCCUUCUACUCCGAAGCAUAGGAAGUCUCAGAAAGGCCCGGCGUUCACCUACCCGGCCCAGCAGUCUCCCAGGAACGAACCCUACGUGGCCAGGCCGUCUACAUCCGAGAUGGAAGACCAAAGCAUGAUGGGGAAGUUUGUGAAAGUCGAAAGACAGGUGCACGACAUGGGGAAGAAGCUGGACUUCCUGGUGGACAUGCACAUGCAGCACCUGGAGCGGCUGCAGGUGCAAGUCACGGAGUUCGGCCCCGCCAAGGGGGCCUCCUCUCCAGCCGAGGUGGGGAAGCAAGAGGACCGUCGGGACUCGGGCUUGAGGACCAUCCUCUGCCACUAUUCUGAGGCAGGCCCCCCCGAGGCCCCCUACAGCUUCCACCAGGUGCCCAUCGACAAAGUCGGCCCCUAUGGGUUUUUUGCCCACGACCCCGUGAACCUGCCCCACGGGGGCCCCAGCGCCGGGAAGGUUCAGGGGACCGUCUCCUCCUCGGCGCCAUAUGCAGAGAGGCCCACCGUCCUGCCUAUCUUGACGCUUCUCGACUCGAGAAUGAGCUACGGCUCCCCGGCCGAGCCGCCCGGCCCCGGCCAGGCCCGGGUGUCCCCCCGGCAGAGACCCAGCGUCACGCGGGACAGCGACACGCCCCUGUCCCUGAUGUCCGUCAACCACGAGGAGCUGGAGCGCUCGCCCAGCGGCUUCAGCAUCUCCCAGGACAGAGAUGACUACCUGUUCGGCCCCAGCGGGGGGUCGAGCUGGAUGAGGGAAAAAAGGUACCUCGCGGAGGGGGAGACAGACACGGACACCGACCCCUUCACGCCCAGCGGCUCCAUGCCGCUGUCGUCCACAGGGGAGGGCAUCUCUGAUUCCAUAUGGACCCCUUCCAGCAAGCCCAUGUGAAAGGGGCCGUGGACUGACUGCUCCUGGCAGUGUAGACAGACUCUGUACAGCUCCUGGCUCUCGCCCGAUGCAUCCCCCGAGCCCCGGGCUGCCCGAGCGCCUGCAUGUGCUGGCCCCGGGGCGCGGCCUCUCCCCACGCCGCUCGCGGAAGCCGCUUCUUUUCAGCAUGGUUUGCAUGACUUACACUAUAUAAAUGGUACCGCUACUCUCUUCUAGG